Molecule: messenger RNA, 724 nt
Organism: Amaranthus tricolor (Joseph's coat)
Lineage: Eukaryota; Viridiplantae; Streptophyta; Magnoliopsida; Caryophyllales; Amaranthaceae
Exons: 1
Coding region: 80-601 (173 amino acids)
Source: RefSeq, a predicted model, not a curated record
UUUGCCCAAAUAAAAUCUCCUUCCUUUCCCCCACCGAAUCAUAACCCUACUUCUCAAUUCUCCUCCCGCCGAAGAAUCAAUGGCGGACGUCGUUGCUCUCUCAUCAAUGGCGGACGUCGUUGCUCUCUCAUCAAUGGCGGACGCACUCUCACAGACUCUCCACCUCUCCGUUGUUGACUCCCUUCAAGUUUCAAAUUCCGUUAUCUUCUCCAUUGACGCCGUUGCUCCUCCUCCUGUCAGAUCUUGCUCUCAUCGAACUUCUGCUCGUCGUACUCUCCUUAAAAGACGACGUCGUACUCGCCGCCGAUCUUCGUCUGAUGGAGAAGAUGACUCCGGAUUUUUUGGCGGUGAUGACGGAGGAUUUUACGGCGGGUUUGGCGGUGGUAGAGGUUGGAAUUUCGAUGGUUCUGGUGGUGGUGGAGGUUUUAAUUGGAACGAUUGGUCAUCUUCGUAUCCUGAAGAUCCGGCUUUUGAUUUUGUCUAUGAUGUUAUUUGUUGGAUUGUUUUCUCUAACUGUUUGCAUUUCGCAUUCAAAAAGGUCGUUCGGUUGAUUACUGAGGAGCGAGAAAAGGUUCCUUUAAGAAUCGCCGCUGUUUGUUGAAAUAUUACUGGUAAUUUCAUGUGUUCAGAAUCUAGAUGUAUAUAACAAUGUACAUAUUGUAUUUCAUCUGUUAAACAUAUUGUUGCAUUCUUGUAAAUAUUACUGUUGUGAAUUGAUUGGUCA